AUCGGGAUGCUUUCCCGGAGUCCAGCGGACAACCACAGAGUCCACCGAAGCUUCUAACCAAAACACAGCUGCCAGAACGGUAGGUGAAGGCCAGGACAACACUGCAUACUCAGGAAGCCAGGAGCUGAAUAUGCAGAUAUCAGUUUCCAGAACAAAGAUGGCGGGUUUGACCAAAGGAGCUGGUGUGUUGCCAGACGGUCCUCUGAAUGCAGCUGUGGGAGAGACUGUGAUGUUCAACACAACAGUGACUCCACCAGAAAUCCCAUUUAUAUUAAUGACCUGGAAAUUUGGGGAUAAAAAUAUAAUCAUUUUCAAUGCUAAGAACUUCACUUCACCAGAGUAUGAAGGCAGGAUCACCCUCUUCAUGUCUACUGGAUCUCUGGAGCUCAGGAAUCUGGCUCUUAAUGACACUGGAGAAUACAGUGUGAGUAUUAUUUCUUCGGGAGAACUACCGAUGGAUGGGAGCACAAGACUGAACAUUAAUGUGCCAGUCUCCAAUGUAAUGGCAACUGUCAGCAGCACAGACUUGGUGGAGUUCAACAGCUCUGUCAGUCUGUCCUGCUCCUCCUCUGGAUCCUCUCUCUCUUUCCUCUGGCUGAACGGCAGCUCUGAGGUUACAGCCAGUGACAGAGUUCAGCUCACUGAUGGAGGCUCUGCUCUCACUAUAGUUAACGUGACCCGCUACGACCAGGGACCAUUCAGGUGUCAUGUGUCCAAUCCCGUCAGUAAUGGCACCAGUGAUCCAAUAACCCUCUCCAUCAGCUAUGGCCCAGAAGAUAUUAAUUUGACAAUAUCUCUGUCACAAGAAUACUAUGGGGAAGGGUCAGACAUCACCCUGUCCUGCUCAGCUGACUCCAGACCUGCUGCCCAGUUUCACUGGUUUUUGAAUGGAGACCGGCUGUCGGAUACUGGACCAGAGCUCAGACUGAUGAACAUUCAGAUGAAUCAGACUGGGAACUACAGCUGUCAGGCCUUUAACAGUAAAACUCUGAGAUAUGAAACAUCUCAGCCUGCAGCUGUCUCUGUACUGGCGCGUGUUGCCAAUGUUUUGGUAACUUUAAACACUACAGACUUGGUGGAGUUCAACAGCUCUGUCAGUCUGUCCUGCUCCUCUUCUGGAUCCUUCCUCUCUUUCCUCUGGCUGAACGGCAGCUCUGAGGUUACAGCCAGUGACAGAGUUCAGCUCACUGAUGGAGGCUCCACUCUCACUAUAGUUAACGUGACACGCUAUGACCAGGGACCAUUCAGGUGUUGUGCGUUUAAUCCUGUAAGCAAUGAAACCAGUGAUCCAGUAAACCUCUCCAUCAACUAUGGCCCAGAAAAUAUAAUUUUGACAAUAUCUCCAUCAAAAGAAUAUUAUGGCAAAGGUUCAGACAUCACCUUGAUGUGCUCAGCUGUCUCCAAACCUGCUGCCCAGUUUCACUGGUUUCUGAAUGGAGACCUGCAGUCUGAUACUGGAUCAGAGAUCACACUGAUGAACAUUCAGAUGAGUCAGAGUGGGAACCACAGCUGUCAGGCCUUUAAUGACAAAACUCUGAGAUAUGAAACAUCUCAGCCUUCAGUUGUCUCUGUACUGGAGAGAAUAUCAGGUGCUUUUGUCACACCAACAACAAACCUGACGAUUGAGGGGAUCUCUGUCAACUUAACCUGUGAUGCUGCUGGUUCUGUCUUUACCAGAAAGUGGAUGAAGGAUGGCUCAGAUCUGACUCUAGCUGGAAACAUGAACCUUUAUGACAAGAACAAAGUGCUGUCUUUUAACAGCCUGAAAACAACAGACAGUGGGGUAUAUUCCUGUAAAAUCAGAAACCCCCUCAGCAACGAUGAAGCUAAAUACAGCAUGGUUGUGAUCUAUGGACCAGAAAAUGUUCAAAUCACAGGUCCAAGUGAGGUACAUGUGGGAAAGUCCUUCACAUUAACCUGCUCUGCUGAUUCCACACCAUCUGCUACUUACACCUGGAAACUGAAUGGGACAGAGAUACACAAUUCUACUGAUUUCACUAAAAACAACGCUGAUCUCUCUGACAGUGGCAGCUACACCUGUCAAGCAAUGAAUAGUAUAACUGAGAGAACAUCGACUGCAGUCCAUGGAUUGUCUGUAACAGCCAACCUAGGCAAACCAUCAGGCUGUUCGGCUGGUUGUAUCGCUGGAAUAGUAAUCGCAGUUUUAGUCGUCUGUGGAGCUGCUGGUGGUGGAGGGUACUACAUGUAUAAAAAAAAAAAACAGAAAAACACUGCUACCAGAACAGGAGGUGAAGGCCAGAACAACUCUGCAUACUCAGCAAGUCAGGAGCUGAACUAUGCAGAUAUCAGUUUCCAGAACAAAGAUGGCGGGAGAGUCCAGCUGGGGUUACAGAAUAGCCCAUCAGAAUACGCUCAGGUCCAAGUGAACAACAAUCCUCCUGCAGCGUCCUCCCCUCCUACCUAUGAUGCCAACCUGCAGCGAACAAAGAGGCCAGCUCCUUCACCUUAUGCUAAUACUGUACAAUACUAAUACUGGUGAGGUUAGACUGGAGAAGCAGCUGACGUGUGGUUAGAGAAACCUUCACAUUCCUCUCAGUUCCUUUAUAGAGGACUAAUUUACGUCAAAGCACUUUAGCAGUGGUUAAUAAACAACCAGGUAUUGCCAUUACUGAGGUCAGACGGCACAAUCCUGGCCUAUGAGCUUGCAUUCCCCACAUAUUAUAGCUUUCUGUUUGUACAGUGCAACAGUGCAGAUAUCUGAGGGGAAAUAUUCUGUGAUUCAGUUGUUUUGCUUGAGCCUAACGUUUGACGCUGGUGAGGUGUCUGAUUUGACUCCACGUGUAUACUGUGUGAUUCCAGUUGAGGUUACAGCUCGUCAGUUAUGGAUUUAUUUUCAUAUUUAUUUUAGCAUUUUACAAAAUGAAGAACAUAAUUUAAUUAACAAUAUUUAAUUUACCUUUCGAUGGUAUUUGUCAGGACUGUCAUUAAUACACUUUGAGCUUGUCAGUACAAUGGGGAAGUAAUGACCUUGCAUUGGUGGAAAGAUUUAUUUAUGUUAUCAGUUGGUGCACCAGGAACAGUUGAAAGAUCAACAGAGAUAUACAUGUUUUUUUUAUUCCAUGAUAACAAAGUUAAACUUUAUUAUCACACAAAGGGAAAGUCUGCAGCCAAGAUAAUCCAAAACUCUAUCAUGACUAAAAAAAAACAACCAAUACCAAGAUAUUUGUCUCCAGCUUCACUUGAAACAUAAACAAUAGUUGAUAGCCUACAAAAAAGUCUGCCUAAGUGGUUAUUUGAAGGAUAAAUAAAUGCCUUACUUUAAGUUUUGAAGUCUGUCCAACAGGCAUGCGGAAUCUGUCUUGUAAAAAAUAUCUCAAUCUUUUCCCGCAAGUGAUCAUCAGAGUAAUUCAGGACAAGUUUACGGUACAGUAAAUGUCAGUAAAAUGAUAUGGUGCUUUCUCUGUCAGCAUACCUCCCUGAAAGGCCUCGAGCAAACAGGGAAGUAAUUCAAAGAAGUGAAAAUAGAAGCAAAUUUACAUCGCCAAAUAUACAUUUGGUGUGACUUCUAAAACCUGUACAUAACCCAACUUUUAUGAAGACAUUUUUCGAUUACACAUUACAACUUGUGGACUGUAUCAUUAUUCUAAGACAUUACAUGCAGUGUGUUUGCAAUGGCAGAAGGGCUUUAUUUAUUAUUAAAGCAGAACACACUGUGUGAUGUGAUGAUCACUUUGAGAUAAUAUGUUAAGUAUUGGAGAUGGUAACGGCAUGAGCAAGGACUAAAUCAAGAGACCUUCGAUUUAGAUUUUUUAAAUAAGAAAUUUAAACCCUUUGACACCAUUGCGCUACGAGAGCAGUGAGUGUGAUCCAAAACAUCGUGGCCAGACAGCUGAAACAAUAAGCCGAAACUCACUAUAAAGCUCCGUAAAGCAGAGGGGAGCUGCAGAAUCACCUGAUAAUUCUCUGGAGGUUCAUCACUACGAGCAACCUCUUUCACAUUAUCACAUUGUUUAUACAUUGUCAUGUAAUACUUUUUAAGUAUAAAAAUAUUCAUUAUAGCUUUAAGUAGACAGAUGUAGAAUAUAUUGUAUCUGAUAUCACAACAAAUGCAUGAAAUAUAAAUGUAUAUAUAUUGUAAAUGUGUAUUUAAAGAGCGAGGCUUCAGUUAAAGGCAGAAAGUUAUUUGUCCUCAGCCAGGCUCCACAUUGACUCAGUCAGGUCCGUGUCAUCAGACUGUAUACACAAGUUCUAUUUUAGGUACUACCUUUUUAUAGAUGAAGAGAAGGAAGUCUCCCAACCUGAGCUAAUGAAUGAGUGUUUGGCCAGAUGUCCCCGCCCCCCGUUACUCAUUACUGUAGUAAAGAUCAAACUCCCUGUUUGUUAUUCACAUGGUUGAUUUUCAAAUGCAUUGUAAGCAAGUAUUGUUUUACAGACUUAACUUUUCCACGUUUUUAUUACUAUCAAACUAAAUUCCUUAAUUGUAACUUUUUACCCACAUUGAUGACAUUGAGGUAUUUUACUGGUAUUUUGAGAAGAUAAUCAAUGUAUUAAUUAAUGGAUUGUAAUAUACCAUGGUAUUUUUAAUAGAUUAUAUGCACUGUUUAAGUUAUAAAUUAACUGGUGGUUUUCAUGGUUUUAAGGUUUUUUUUACCCCUAAAAGGCCUUAGUUUUUCAAUUAAGGUCAAGUCAAUUUUAUUUAUAUAGUGCCAAAUCACAACAGAAGUUAUUUCAUGAAACUUGACCAUAUUUUACAGACCCACAGUCCCCAACGAGCAGCAACCCCACCCCCAUACAGAACCGAGCAUUAGGUGGGCGACCAUCUGCCUUGACCCAUUAGGUUGAAGGUAUAAAUUAACGGGUGGUUUUUGAUUGGUUAUAAGCGGAUUUUAAAACUUAACUCUUUUAACUUAUCAUAUUGUCCAUAAAAAAUCUCAUGUGCCCUCAAAGUGCUUUUCGAAUUAAGGGCUUUUGGUUUUUGCCUUUAUUAAAUUAUUGGACAAAUUAAAGGAUCUCUGGCUCCCAUACUAACCACCUCAAUCAAAUAUUAAGUGGUUUUGUAUGUAUUCAGGGUUAAAUUAAGAGGAAAUUGUAAUUCUUGUUUCACAGUGAAUUGUGUUGUAUCAUGAUUUGUUUAACAGUAAACUCUGUCCACUCUUUUUUUGUUCAAGAAUGUAACCUUUGUUGUGCAUAACGUUUUGUACGAUAGCCUAUCGUACAAACCCGUUAAUGAGAAUGUGUUGCACUGUCACAUGCCACUCCAAACUGAAUGUAUGAUUAAUGUUUGACCAAAGUGACCAGUGAUGUUACUCUUAGGUAAUAUUUGUAUUUUUAAUUUUGACAUUUGUAGAGCAUGUCCCACUUUAGGGACAUUUGCACAUUGGCAUAUAUUAUACAUGCACACGGACACACAUCACAGUGGCCCUAUUUUCUCUUGUGCAUGAAAGGCACAGAGUCUGAUUCUACAAUAGCUUGUUGGUGUCGUUGUUUUCAUAUUUGCAAAGUUUAUGGUACAUUCCAUAAAGAUGAACAUUUUGAAGACAAAUGAAGCGCAGUGCAAAAUCUGAAAUGGUCCUAUUUAGUGCAGGGUAGCAUAUGUUACUAAUAAACAUUGUAUAAUCUGUUUGA
Molecule: messenger RNA, 5586 nt
Organism: Perca fluviatilis (European perch)
Lineage: Eukaryota; Metazoa; Chordata; Actinopteri; Perciformes; Percidae
Product: carcinoembryonic antigen-related cell adhesion molecule 5-like
Exons: 15
Coding region: 131-2491 (786 amino acids)
Source: RefSeq, a predicted model, not a curated record